This is a messenger RNA of Chenopodium quinoa (quinoa), 1873 nucleotides long. Its product is annotated as probable RNA methyltransferase At5g51130. The record is from RefSeq and is a predicted model, not a curated record. Gene Ontology annotation, molecular function: O-methyltransferase activity; RNA-DNA hybrid ribonuclease activity; snRNA binding. Gene Ontology annotation, biological process: snRNA modification. The transcript has 12 exons. NCBI's taxonomy places the organism in Eukaryota, Viridiplantae, Streptophyta, Magnoliopsida, Caryophyllales, Amaranthaceae. The coding region runs from base 1 to 1695 and encodes 564 amino acids.
AUGGAAGAAGCAACCUCGAAUCCUCGUCACAUUAGGAAGAGAAUCUGGAAUCUGAAAGUGCUACCCAGGGUGAAAGUAUUUGCUUGGAGAGCAUGUCAGGAUGCUCUGCCUACCCGUGGUGCUCUAAGUCACAGGCUGAGAGAGUUUGAUGCAUCGUGUGGACUGUGUAAUUGCUCUGAAGAAUCAGUCAUUCACGUAUUGAAAGAGUGUGCUUUAGCACGAGAAGUCUGGGGUAUGAGCUUAUAUGGGUAUGUUUUCUCACAGAGGUUUAGAUGUUUGGUGGAUUGGUGGGAAUGGUGUAUUACCGAGCUGGAUGAAGAGGACCUUGCGAAUGUAAACACUGAUGCUGGGGUUGUGAGUGGUCUUGGUUGCGGUCUAGGGGCUGCAAUGAGAGACUGGGAUGGUAAGCUGUUGGGCUGCUCGGUGGUGCAAUGCAGGGAGGUGUGGGAUGUGAAAGUGGUUGAAGCAAAAACGGUUUGGUGGGGCUUGAAGCUGGCUGCAGUUGCGGGAAAGAGAAAGGUAGUCGUUGAAAGUGACUGCCUUGUUAUUCAAGCUCUACGGGGUUCUUCUCAGGGAACUAGUUCCUUUAAUCUUAUUUUAGAUGAUAUUUUCAGCUUUUGUUCUUCUUUUGAUAGCAUAGUUUGGUCAUUUGUUAACCGUAGUGUUUAUAAUUUCCCUCGCACUCGCAGACGCUUCCCCAAAACUUUCACUGAAACAGACAACCUCACUACCUUUUCUCGCCGGGAAAUCGCUGGCGACCACCCACCCACGCCCAGCUGGAUUAGAGACGAGUACAGCUGGAGCUGCAAUUUUUCUAUUUCAGAUUCAACGCAGAAAACAGAGACAGAAAACCCAGUUGCUGUUAAUAACGGUAAUAAUGGUAUUGUAAAGAACAAGAAGAAGAACAAAGAGGUUGCUCCCUUUGGAAAUUACAGGAAUUACUAUGGUUAUCGUGUUGGGCAUGACGUUGAGGAGGAUCCACGGUUCAAAGUACUGAAGAAGGAGUGGUUUGAAGGCAAAGAUUGUCUUGACAUUGGUUGCAACAGUGGAUUGAUAACUAUUAAUAUUGCAAAGAAGUUUGACUGUAGGACUAUCCUUGGCAUUGACAUUGAUAAUAAUCGAAUCAAAGAUGCUUGGUGGCGCCUUCGGAAUAUGGUAAGAGAAGAGAAAACUGGAAAUGGAUGCGUUGGGUCCUCCAAGACAAGGGUUAAGGGUGUGAAUGAAUUGGAAUGUGCUGAAACUUGUUCCACAAGUGCAAAGGAUGAUGAGACUGAUACUUUCUCGGUGGACAGAAAUCUUCUUGACAUUGUAUCUUUUCGAUGUGAAAAUUUUGUCCUUAGUUGGGUCUCACUUCCCCUUGAAAACUAUGAUACCAUUCUGUGUUUGAGUGUGACAAAAUGGGUUCAUUUGAACUGGGGUGAUGAAGGAUUAAUAUCGUUAUUUGCAAAGUUUUGGAGACUCCUCCAUCCGGGUGGUAUUCUUGUCUUGGAGCCUCAGCCAUGGGAGUCAUAUUACAAGAAUCGUCUUACAACUGAGAUUACGCAGAUGAAUUACAAUAAUAUAGUAUAUAAACCCGAUUUCUUCCAGGAGAUGCUUCUUGAUAAGAUUGGAUUCAGAACUGUUGAACAAGCAACGACGAGUGUAUCAGGUGCAACAUUGGGUUUUGAUAGACCUGUUUUAGUUUUCCGUAAAUAAGUAGUGAAGGCAAAUAUAUUUUUGCAAAAUUUUGAGGUUUAUGUGUUUCAUAUCAAUGUAUCAAAAACGGUAGUUGCUAUAAAUCUAAAAUUUUAUUCUUUUGACCAAGUUACUGGUGCUGCUUGAGGUACUUGGUAUUUUUGCCACUGAUAAAUACUAGUAUUACCUUAUACAGUUA